This is a messenger RNA of Scomber scombrus (Atlantic mackerel), 4427 nucleotides long. It is a transcript of the gene rgs12a, whose product is annotated as regulator of G protein signaling 12a. Gene Ontology annotation, molecular function: protein binding; GTPase activator activity. NCBI's taxonomy places the organism in Eukaryota, Metazoa, Chordata, Actinopteri, Scombriformes, Scombridae. Gene Ontology annotation, biological process: signal transduction. The transcript is spliced from 19 exons. The record is from RefSeq and is a predicted model, not a curated record. Bases 65 to 4420 code for a protein of 1451 amino acids.
AUUCAAGAUAGUGACACUGCGGAGAUAACUAAAUUAUAUGGUGUUGGAGACCUGAAAGUGUUUCAUGACAAACAUGAGGAUACAAGGACAGCCUGAAGGUGCGAGGAGGCGUCUGGAUUUAAAUGCGGUCGGUGAUCUCAGGGGUGUGGAGGUCAUCCGUGGUCGGGCAGGAUAUGGCUUUACUAUUUCAGGACAGCAGCCAUGUUUGUUGAGUGGCAUCCUGGAAGGAAGUCCUGCUGACCUGGUGGGACUCAAACAAGGGGAUCGCAUCAUGGCCAUCAAUGGAGCAGAUGUGUCCACGGCUCUGCAUGAGACUGUGGUGCAGUUGAUUGGCAGCUGCAAAGGGCCUUUAAGGUUGGUUGUGCACGCCGAAGGCCGAAUCAUGGAGAACCCCAUCCUUAAUGACGAGAAAUUUGGGAUUGGACAGAAACAGCGUCUUUUCCAAAAGGCAGGUGUUCUUCGCACCAUCUCGCACGAUUCAAGCAAUUCCUCCUUUAACUCGAGUCAGUCGUUGACCCCCAAACAGAGGCCGGUGUCAGAGCCCGACAUGUCACAGUGGUCACAACAAUGGAGCGCUUUAGCUGAGCGGCCGAAGGAGGAAACUUCCAGAGUGGGGGACACAGACUCUGUUUUUACAGACACAGAAGAAGCUAAUUCAGACUGGAGUAUGUUAAACAUGACCUUGGUGGUGGGCUACCUGAGCUCUACGGAGCUGAUUUUAAACACUACGGAAUCAGAGGAGGACUGUUUGAAAGCCAUUCGGGAGCGAAUACGUCAGCUGGGCACAGAGCAGGAUACCCAUACUCUUGUGUUGAUGAAGAUCAUGUUUGACUGCGUCCGACUUUGUGAUGACGCCGGAGCUGUUUUGGCAGCCUUUCCUACCGAGAACCUGGUUUUAGGGGCUGUGUGUGCUGAGGACCCACGUUUUUUUUGCCUGGUCACUACAGCACAUAUAAUCAAUGGCCGUGUCCCAGAGGACGGUCCUUUGAGGGCCUCCUGCCAUGUUUUCUUCAUCGACCCAGAGCUUGGAAAUCAUGAGGACCACAUAGGGAUUGCUGGGCGCUUUGGCUUUGACUGCACUCCAGAUCCAGAUGCUUUGGGCUGUCUGGAAUUCCCUCAGACUCCUCUGGAUGUCCUUCACUUUGUCACAGUCCUGUACGGCGAUUUGGGAGACGCUGUGGAGAGGCUUAGAGUCAAACUGGACGCAGAAGCUCAGCAGCAAGCCAAAGAAAACGGCAGCUCUGGCAAACAAGGCAGCGCCAGCAGCAAUGGGGACAGUGGAAUUGGCAAUGCUUCCCCCCCUGAGGAGAGAGCGGACAGGGAUUUCCCUUCUGCAAUCCGAAACCACCCUGGGGCCCACCUCCCCAGCUGUCCAUGGGAUUAUCCUCCGGCGGAAGACCUCACCCCAAUAAAUCUCUCCAAAAAUGGCCACAAAUGUAAUCCAGAGAAGAGCGCCAGCACAAAUUCCCUUUCAGAGUCUCUACCUGGCCCAGAUUCUCUAACUAGCUUUUAUGGUGGCCCCCCACCCAGGCUCGAGUUCCAGUUCAAGCCCCCACCACCACCUCCUCUGCCUUUGGGUAAAAAAACGAACUUUUUGGGAGACCCUCUCAGAGGUAGCCAAAGGUGGUUCUCUAAGCCAAAGUGGCCUAAAACCUUCAGUGGUGAUUCAGAGCCUCUGGUGAUAUCCAACAAUAACUGGUCCUCCAGCGUUAGCCUCAGCAACAGCACAAAUAACCUGCCGCCCCCUAUGAGCCAGAUCCCCUCAGAUAGGUAUCAGUCAGCAGAGGUUAUGAUGCUGCCCCCAAGAGAGGAGUGGACCAAAAGGUUUCUUGAUCAGAGAGAGAAACAACGGAAGGAUGGUAGUACCAAAAAUGGCUCCAGGUUUUGGGUUAAGGGGGUUCUACGCGCCUCCAAACGCCGCCCAGCUAAACGUCUCAGCCUGGCACGAUCUCUAGAUGAUCUUGAGUCUGCUGCUUCCUCAGAUGGCGAUUAUAGUGGAGUCCAGUUGCAGGGAUGCUGUAGCCAGAGCAGCCUGAACAGUAAUGGCAGUCUUCCAGGAGCAGGAAGCCUUCGAGGGGUUCCAGAGCAGCGUGUGGCGAGCUGGGCCGCCUGCUUCGAGCGUCUGCUUCAGGAUCCGGUGGGCGUGCGCUACUUCUCGGAAUUCCUCAAGAAAGAAUUCAGUGAGGAGAAUAUCUUGUUCUGGCAGGCCUGUGAAUACUUCAGUCAUGUCCCUGCAACUGAUAAAAAGCAGCUGUCCCAGAGAGCUGGAGAGAUCUACAACAGCUUCCUGUCCAGCAAGGCCACCAUGCCGGUCAACAUCGACAGUCAAGCCCAGCUGGCCGACGACGUCCUCACCUCCCCACGGCCCGACAUGUUCAAGACGCAGCAGCUACAGAUCUUUAACCUGAUGAAGUUUGACAGCUACUCACGAUUCCUCAAGUCCUCGCUUUACCAGGAGUGUAUACAUGCCGAAAUGGAGGGCCGACCCUUGCCAGAUCCCUACCAGAUCCCCUGCAGUCCUGCGCCGUCCAAACACAGUGCCAGCUCUGAUCGCUCCAACCUCUCCACUCCGAAAAAUGACGGCAGAAAACAGAGGUCAGGGAGGUCACUCAAUGAGGACAGCAAAGACGAGAGCGCCGACAAAAAACGUGGGAUUUUCUUCUCAUGGUCCCGCAACAGGAGCUUUGGGAAGGGUCCAAAAAAGAAGGAAAUUGGAGACAUUAACCUCGACUACUGGGGUAAUAAUGGGCGGAGGGAGUCCCAGGGCUCCUUGUCGUCCGGCACCAGUCUGGAGAUGGCCACUUCCUGUUCUACUGGCAAGAUUGAGUCUGACAAUCGCCACUCAGUUGGAGUUUGGGAACGCACCCCCAAACAUUGCAGUGUGAUGUUACCCGACGGCUCCUGCUCUUCUAUCGCGCUUCGGCCCGGUGCCUCCAUUAGAGAAGUCCUCCAAGUUCUCUGUCACAACAUAAGCGUGAACAUCGCCGCCGUCGACCUCUUCCUGGUGGGAGGGGAGAAGCCUUUAGUGUUGGACCAGGACUGCAUGACCCUCAGCUCACGAGACUUGAGACUGGAGAAGAGGACUUUGUUUAGAUUGGACCUGGUACCCAUUAACCGCUCCGUGGGGCUGAAAGCCAAACCGACCAAACCAGUUACUGAGGUCCUGCGUCCCGUGGUGGCCAAAUAUGGCCUCCACCUCAGCGAGCUUGUGGCCAAAAUAAGCGGACAAUCUGAGCCUUUGGAUUUGGGCGCCCCAAUAUCAAGUUUGGAUGGCCUGCGGGUUGUGUUGGACCGAGUGGAAACAGCCUCGGGGAAAGACAAAUCCAAGUCAUCCUCCCUAAAAGGCCACCCUCCUACCAGGAGUCUUUCUGCAACCAUAUUAGCAAGGACGGUAAAGACACAGAGGCGACAGAUGGACCGGGCUCAUCUUUAUGUGGUCUCAGUAAAUCUGGACACUUUGCUCAGUAGGGGAGAUGAGAGGUCAACACCAAAGGACUUUUCUGUGAGAGCAAGUGGACCAGACUCAGCACUCCCAGGGGAAAAGAGAAAACAGAAAAAGAUUAAUAUAGAUGAAGCUGAAGAAUUCUUUGAGCUGCUGAGCCGGGCGCAGAGCACCCGAGCCAACGACCAGCGUGGGCUCCUGAACAAAGAAGACCUGGUGCUUCCCGACUUCCUGCGUCUGGCUCCCCCCACCUCCUCUUGCUCCGUCUCCUCUGACCUUGCCUGCUCCACUCCUGAAUCGCUGAAGCGAAGCAACGGCGUUUCCUCACGCGGGCCCCUCACCUCCAGUCUUCGUUCGGAGAGCCUGGACUCCUCCCUCAGCUCCAGUGCCAAUGGACACUCCGGGACCAGGCGGUGCCUUUUACCCCCUCCUCGUCACGCGCCUUUCGGCACCCACUUGUCCCCCAUCCCCCGGCCCUCAGACCCCCGGCCAACCCUCCGCACCGUGGAAGAGGACUCCAACAACGACCUGACCCUUGUGGGGGAGGGCGACAUCAACAGCCCCAACAGCACCCUGCUGCCUUCAUCUCCAUCCCCUAUGCCGUCCUUCGAGGGCAGCCUGUCCGAGGCCAACUUCACCCCGCCACCACCCUGCUCCCACCCUCAAGACGCAGGUGGAGAGGGAAAGUCCAGUUCAGAGGGAAAAACAGACACAAGCUCCAACAACAAAACACCCGCAGACAGAGCCGACGCCGCAGUCCAGGAGGUGAUGGAUGUGGAGGGAGUACAUCUGGAGGAGGGAACAGUGGAAACAUCCCAGGGAGAGGACACUGAGCUCAGCCUGAGCUUCCAGGGUUACGUCGCAGAGCUGCGACAGUGCCAGAGCAGGAUGAGGAACGCCCAAAUGCCCCAGAAUGGCCGCAACCCACCAGAGGGCAAGGACUGCAAGACAGACCUUUACAAGGCCACUGUUGUCUGAAAGGGAA